AUGGUGAAGGUGACCGAAUUCAAGGUGGGCAUGACGUGUGACGGCUGCUCCAGCGCCUGCACACGCAUCCUGAACAAGAUCGAAGGUGCGUCCUCCCUUCUCGCUAGCUCUUAUAAUACUGCGUGCGAUGUGGAGAAGCAGCAGAUCCUGGUGGAGGGCGACGCCGACGCUAACGUGAUGCUGGAGGCGCUGCUCAAGUGGUCCAAGGCCAGCGGCAAGAGCGUGGAGCUGGUGGCCUAA
Molecule: messenger RNA, 240 nt
Organism: Phytophthora nicotianae INRA-310
Lineage: Eukaryota; Oomycota; Peronosporomycetes; Peronosporales; Peronosporaceae
Exons: 2
Coding region: 1-240 (79 amino acids)
Biological process (GO): copper ion transport
Cellular component (GO): cytosol
Molecular function (GO): copper chaperone activity; metal ion binding
Source: RefSeq, a predicted model, not a curated record